This is a messenger RNA of Cutaneotrichosporon cavernicola, 4419 nucleotides long. RefSeq lists its product as uncharacterized. The record is from RefSeq and is a predicted model, not a curated record. Gene Ontology annotation, biological process: DNA replication; lagging strand elongation; mitotic DNA replication initiation. Lineage: Eukaryota; Fungi; Basidiomycota; Tremellomycetes; Trichosporonales; Trichosporonaceae. The transcript has 4 exons. Bases 1 to 4419 code for a protein of 1472 amino acids. Gene Ontology annotation, cellular component: alpha DNA polymerase:primase complex. Gene Ontology annotation, molecular function: single-stranded DNA binding; DNA-directed DNA polymerase activity; DNA replication origin binding.
AUGCCACCACGAUCCGGACCCAAGUCUGACCGCCUCGCUGCUCUACGCGAGGCUCGUGAGAAGGGAGGACGCCUUUCUCAAUGGAAGGCGGGCGACUCCGAUAUCUAUGACAACGUCUCGGAGGAGCAGUAUAAUUCAAUCGUAGGCUCGCGCUUGGGGCAGGACGACUUCAUCAUCGACGACGACGGGAGCGGCUAUGUCGAUAACGGAAUGGACGACUGGGGCGGUGGCGAGGACGAGGAAGACAGUGAGGACGAGGACGCUUUCGAGGGCGAGGACGAGGAGUACCGCAAGGCGCGCAAGUUGAGGCGUGAGAAGACACGCGCCAAGGCAGAGAAGGGCGGAGCGGGGAAACCUCAAGCAAAGCCAAAGCCCAAGUCUGCAUUCUCGGAUUACGCCCGGCCCGCCGUGUCCGCUUCGACGUACCGGCCCGCCAAGCCGACUGUGAACGAGGAUGACUUCAUGGCGUCCCUCCUCUCCACCGUCACCGCCGAACCGUCGCGUAAGCGCCGCUCGUCGCCGGACUACCCCUCUAGUUCUCCAGCCGUUCCUAGCUCCGACUCGGGCUUCUUCUCCUCUGGCAGCGUGCGCAAGCGCUACGGCGACAGCAGCGACGAUGAGGCGUGGGACCCGAUGCGUGGCAAUAUGGGCAAGAGGCCGCGCGUAUCGGACGUUACCAUCAAGCCCGAGCCGUUGUCAGACGAGGAGGGUGUUGACUUCGGCGACGCGAUGGACGUGGACGACGAGAUCGUUGUCAAGCCUGAGCCCAUCGACGACGACGAUGAGGAGGAGAUGGAUAUCAAGCCUGUAGAGCGUCGUUCAGGUAUGGCACCGAGAGCGGCCCGCCGCCGCCGCCUGGUCAACUCUACCGCUGUCAAGCACAUCAAGAAAGAGCCCACCCCUGAGCCUGAGCCCGAGGUCGAGAUGAAGAAGCAGACGUUUGUCCGCAAGCCCGCCCCAGAGCGAGCACACUGGCAGAGCGUGCAGGCAGCUCUAGCAGAUAACGCGGACCUCGACGCUGUGCGCGUGCCACAGGGCUUCACCAAGGCCGAGAACGUCCUUGAGGAGGACGGUUCGCUCAACAUGUUCUGGCUCGACUUCCAGGAGCAGGACGGAGUCGUGCACCUCAUUGGCAAGGUGCUCGACCGCCAGUCUGGAAAGUACGUCAGCGCGUGCGUGAGCGUGCAGGGCAUCCAGCGCAACUUGUUCGUCAAGCCCCGCUCAAAGCGAUUUGCGGGAGGGCGUGAGACGCACCUGGAGGUGUCGCAGGACGACGUCUACCAGGAGUUCGAUGCCCUGCGCAACAAACACGGUAUCGAGGAGUGGCGUGCCAAGUUUGUCAACCGCAAGUACGCGUUCGAGGAUCACACCGUCGAUCACGGCGAAAGCGAGUGGAUGAAGGUCGUCUACCCCUACAACCAGCCGGAGAUUCCACUCAGCAGCGCCGGUGCGACCUUCUCCCACAUCUUUGGCGCCAACACAAGCGCGUUCGAGCUGCUUGUGCUCAAGCGACGGAUCAUGGGACCAUGCUGGCUGAAAAUCACCAACGUCAAGCUCUCUGACAAGUCGGCGACGUGGACCAAGAUCGAGUUCACCGUCAAGGACCCGAAGAAUGUCAACCCCGUGGACGAGGACGACCCGUCGGCGCCGAAGGAGAUGCCUCCGCUCACAAUGAUGAGUAUCGCGCUUCGUACGAUCGUCAACCACCGCGAGAACAAGACCGAGAUUCUCAUCGCGACGACGAGGACCUGGGAGGGCGUCAACAUCGAGGACCCCACACCACCCGACCGCCAGCCCUCGUCGCUCACGACCAUCGUGCGCCCAAUCGAGAAGUUCCCGCCCGCCCUUGAGGCGCGCUCCAAGAGCGAGCGCUCUCAGUUCCAGGCUGUGAAGGCGGAGCGCGCUCUGCUGAACUCACUCCUCGCCACGAUCCAGCGCCACGACCCGGAUGUCAUUGUCGGUCACAACUUCCUAGGCAAUACGUUUGAGGCGCUCCUCUAUCGCCUCAAGGAGCUCAAGGCGGACCACUGGAGCCGCAUCGGUCGCUUCCGCCGAAAGGGUUUCCAGAUCAGCAAGGCCGGGUCCAAUGUGCGCCUACUGGCCGGCCGCCUUGUUGUCGACUUGUCCAGCGAUGCCGCGAAGGACAUGGUCCCGUCAACCACCUGGUCCCUCACCGAGAUUGUCUCCACGCACCUCAAGGUCGCGCGCGAGGACGUGGACCCGGAAGACAUCCACACCUACUUCGACCACACGCUCAGCAACCCGGACAAGCUCAUCCAGUACAUUCGCCUGGCUGAAGUUGACGCUUUCUUCCAGAUGGCUAUCGCGUCACGCCUCCAGCUGCUCCCGUUGACAAAGCAGCUCACCAACCUUGCCGGCAACUCCUGGAACCUAACGCUCAACGGUGGCCGUGCAGUUCGCAACGACUUCAUUCUCCUCCACGAGUUCCACCGGCUCAAGUAUGUCUGCCCGGAUAAGGCGUUCAAGCAGAACAAGGUCAAGAUCAUCAACGACGACGGCGAGAUGGAGGAGGUCAACUCAGGGAACAAGCGCGGCAAGGCGAAGUACGCUGGCGGUCUCGUCUUUGAGCCCAAGCGCGGGCUGUGGGACACGUACAUCCUCGUGAUGGACUUCCUCUCGCUGUACCCUUCCAUCAUCCAGGAGUACAACAUUGACUUUACAACAGUCGAUCGCGCUAAUGUGGAGGAGAGCGAGGAGGAGAAGAUCCCUGAUGUGCCCUCAAGCGACAUGGCGCAGGGCGUUCUCCCUCGUAUCAUUGCCACGCUUGUCCAGCGUCGUCGCCAGGUCAAGAGCCUCAUGAAGGACAAGAAUGCUGGGGCGGCCAAGCUCCAGCAGUGGGACAUCAAGCAGCUCGCGUUGAAGCUUACCGCCAACUCGAUGUACGGCUGCCUUGGCUUUGUCGGCUCGCGCUUCUCGUCUCGUCCGCUCGCUGCGCUUACGACCUUCAAGGGUCGUGAGAUUCUUACGCACACGCGCGAGUUGGCGGAGUCGCUCUCGCUCGACGUCGUCUAUGGUGACACCGAUUCGGUCUUCGUCAACUCCAAUGUCACAACGUACGCCGAGGCGGUGAAGAUCGCCAACGAGUUCAAGGUACUCGUUAACGAGCGGUACAAGCUUCUCGAAAUCGACCUCGAUGCGAUGUUUGAGCGUGUGCUCCUUCUCAACAAGAAGAAGUACGCGGCCGUCAAGAUUGAUGAGGCGGGCGAGCGCUCUACUGAGGUCAAAGGCCUCGACAUGAAGCGUCGCGAGUUCUCCAAGCUGUCCAAGGAUGCGUCGGCCGCCGUGCUGAAGGAGGUUCUGAGUGGAGAGGCGACCGAGAACGUCAUCGCCAGCAUCCACGAGUACCUCACGGAGCUCGGCGAGACUGUGCGCUCUGGCGCAGUGCCGAUCGAAGACUUCAUCAUCUUCAAACGACUCGGGAAGAACCCCGAGGACUACCCCGACAAGAAGAGUCAGCCGCACGUGCAGGUGGCCCUACGCAUGAAGGCCAAGGGUGCUGCAGUGCGCGCACACGACGUCAUCCCGUACAUCCUCUGCGUCGGAGAGGAUGGCAAGGCGGCACGUAGCGCGCAGGCUGACCGCGCAUUCCACCCAGACGACUUGCGGCGACAGGGCAGUGAGCUCAAAAUCGACUAUGACUUGUACCUCGACGCACAGGUCCUGCAGCCCGUUCUGCGCCUGUGCGAGAACAUCGAGGGAACAGAGCGCGCGCGGCUUGCUGAGUGCCUCGGCCUCGACCCAGCACGGUACACCAGUUCGUCUCACGAAGUUGCCGAGCGCACCUUCCACCGCUUCGAGAGCCAGAUUCCAGACAAGGAGCGGUUCAAGGAUGCGGCGCCGUUCGCUCUGCGCUGCGGCUCAUGCGAAGCGACGUUCUCCUUUGAGGGUAUCAGGCCCGAUGCGGAGGAGCCCGAAGCUGCAACUUUGCGCCGCCACGGUAUCGUGUGUCUGUCGUGCUCGGCCUCUGUGCCCUUCUCGAGCGCCGCACUGCAGCUCGAGAACGCGGUGCGCGGCUUCAUCUCUAAGUACUACCUCGGCUGGACGGUAUGUGACGCGGACGACUGCGGGGCGCGCACACGCGCCAUGAGCGUGUAUGGCCGCCGGUGUCUGGGCUUCAACAAGCCGGGGUGCAAGGGCGUCGUGCAUCUCGAGUACUCUGACCUCGCGCUCCACAACCAGCUGCUGUACCUACGCCACUUGUUUGAUAGCGACAAGGCACUUGCGGCGGUGCGCGGUGGCGCCCAUUUCGACGAGGUGCGCGCGCUUGUGGCGGCGAACUCUGCUGGACUCGCUUUGGCACUUGGCGUGGUUGACAAGUACCUCGACUGCAAUGGGCGGCGGUUCGUCAACAUGGGCAGACUGUUUGGAUUUAUGGAGCGUGUGAAGGUUGCCGUGUAG